CUGGAUCCCUCCUUCAGCCUCAGCCUCACCCUGUUGCAGCCAGAAUGGCUGUUCCUAAACGCAAAGAUGCCCGCAUCCCUCCUGUGCCUCGGCCCUUCAGGGGCUCUCACAAACCUCUGGAUAAGUAAGAUUGGCUCGAAGUUCGAAGCCUCCCACCAUCUGUCUCUAGCUUACUCACCUCCUGGUCUCACCCCUUUUCCCUCUUACUUGGCCAGCCCGGGCCACUCUUCCUUCCACUCUCGCCACGCUCCUCGCUGUUUCUUCGGUCUAGACUGUCCUCCUAGGGAAUGAUGUUCUCUGGGUACACAGGGAUCAGUGGCACUCGUAAGGGGCCCCUCUGGGACGUGCCGCUGGGUUGAGGGCCGGUGCUUCCCGAGGCGGCCGCCAGGGGGCGGCAGGAGCGGCUCCAGAUGACAGCAGGAGGCCGUAAGUGGGGGAGGGAGGGAAGGACGGAGGGAGCGCGGAUCCCGGCUCUCCUGAUCGCAAACUCGGAGCCAGAGCUCUCCGCGCGCGCCCCAGCCGCUGGCCGCCCGCGCAGCCGGACGCGGAACCCCGGCGCAGCGGGAGCCUUGCAGGACGGGCGCGGGGCGGCGGCGGCGGCCGUCCAUGCGGCGGGCUCGGGGCUGCCCGGCGCCGGGAACCACGCGGGGGCCAGGCAAGGCUGCCACUGGCCGCACCGGGACUCGGACCGCCAGGAGGUGAACAUCACCCCCAUCUGCAGAAAAUUGGCAGCAUCUCUGAGGAGCCCUUGCUUUUUCCUGGGACACUCAGGAUCAUGGUUUCCUGUUUCAUGGAGUCCUUCAGUGUCCUGGGUUCCCUCCUGCUGCUUGGACUCCAGCUUGUCUGCCCGCAGCCCUCCACGGAACACAGAAAGGUCCCGCAGCGGAUGGCUGUGGCCGAGGGCGCCCCGGAGGACGGCGGUGGCGGCGCCCCGGGCGUGUGGGGCUCCUGGGGCCCCUGGUCCGCCUGCUCGCGCAGCUGCAGCGGCGGCGUGAUGGAGCAGACGCGGCCCUGCCUGCCCAGCUCGUACCGCGCACGCGGGGGACCACGGCCUGGAGCCCCCGCGCGCGCCUUCACGGGCCACGUGGUGUCAGCCGUUCGCACAUCGGUGCCGCUGCACCGGAGCCGCGAGGAGACACGCGCCCCUGCCGACCUCAACUCUAGUCGCCAGGGCCCGGCGCUGCGAGGCAGCCGACACCCGCAGGCCCGGGGCCGCGAACCCACGGCGGAGAGAAGGAGCAGGACCCGAGGUCCCAUCGGCCCUGGCAAGUAUGGUUAUGGGAAAGCCCCGUACAUCUUACCAUUGCAGACAGACUCUGCACACCCACCGCAGAGGCUUCGGCGGCAGAGGCCCUCAUCCCGGAAUUCCAGGUCCCAGGGGGCAUCUGGCUCUAGCCAUGACUACCACCCUUCAGCUCACCAGCGCCCCCAGCAUGGACCUCUGUACCAGAGUGACAGUGGCCCGCGUUCUGGACUGCAAGCCUCAGAGGGCUCUGUCUACCAGCUGCCUUUGACCCAUGACCAAGGCUUCCCUGCAGCCUCCAGUCUCUUCCACAGCCCAGAAGCAAGCAGCAGCCCUGGGCUGGGGCCCCCCAGGGCAGCUCAGAGCUUCUCCCAGCCCACCAGAUCUACAGCCAUCUCCUGCAUCGGGGCCUACCGGCAGUACAAGCUGUGCAACACGAACGUGUGUCCAGAAAGCAGUAGAAGUAUCUGGGAGGUACAGUGUGCAUCCUACAACAACAAGCCGUUCAUGGGCCGGUUUUAUGAAUGGGAACCAUUUGCAGAAGUCAAGGGCAAUCGGAAGUGUGAGCUGAACUGCCAGGCAAUGGGCUACCGCUUCUAUGUUCGGCAAGCUGAGAAGGUCAUUGAUGGUACCCCCUGUGACCAGAACGGGACGGCCAUCUGCGUGUCUGGGCAGUGCAAGAGCAUUGGCUGUGAUGACUACCUAGGCUCCGACAAAGUUGUGGACAAAUGCGGGGUGUGCGGAGGCGAUAACACAGGCUGCCAGGUUGUGUCGGGUGUGUUUAAGCAUGCCCUCACCAGCCUGGGCUACCACCGAGUUGUGGAGAUUCCCCAAGGAGCCACAAAAAUCAACAUCACCGAGAUGUACAAGAGCAACAACUAUUUGGCCUUGCGAAGUCGUUCUGGCCGCUCCAUCAUCAAUGGGAACUGGGCAAUUGACCGGCCUGGAAAAUACGAGGGCGGAGGGACCAUGUUCACAUACAAGCGUCCAAAUGAGAUUUCGAGCACUGCUGGAGAGUCCUUUUUGGCCGAAGGUCCCACUAAUGAGAUCUUGGAUGUCUAUAUGAUACACCAGCAGCCUAACCCAGGAGUCCACUACGAGUACGUUAUCAUGGGGAACAACGCCAUCAGCCCACAGGUGCCACCUCACAGGAGGCCAGGGGAGCCCGUCAAUGGCCAGCUGGUACCAGAAGGGAGGAGCCAGCAGGAGGGAAAAGAGAAAGAGGGGGACCAGGAGAAGGCAGACGCGCGCAGCGGGACACCUGAAAUGUUCACGUUGGAAUCAGCACAGACCUUCCCGGUCAGGCAGCCAGACAGAUUCUCUCUCCACCGGCCAGACAGUGUGGUGCCACCAGCUCCGCAGCCCCCUCGGCAGAGCCGGGAUCACAACUGGAAGCAGCUGGGGACCACAGAGUGCUCGACAACCUGCGGGAAAGGAUCACAGUACCCUAUUUUUCGCUGUGUGCACAGAAACACUCAUGAAGAGGUUCCUGAGAGCUACUGUGACUUGGCCAUGAAGCCGACCCCUGAGGAGGAGCCCUGCAACAUCUUCCCUUGCCCAGCCUUCUGGGACAUCGGGGAGUGGUCCGAGUGCAGCAAGACCUGCGGCCUGGGCAUGCAGCACCGCCAGGUCCUGUGUCGCCAGGUGUACGCCAACCGCAGCCUGACGGUGCAGCCCUACCGCUGCCAGCACCUGGAGAAGCCCGAGACCACCAGCACCUGCCAGCUCAAGAUCUGCAGCGAGUGGCAGAUCCGGACCGACUGGACCUCGUGUUCGGUGCCUUGUGGAGUGGGACAGAGGACCCGGGACGUGAAGUGUGUGAGCAACAUCGGGGACGUGGUCGACGACGAGGAAUGCAACAUGAAGCUCCGGCCCAAUGACAUUGAGAACUGCGACAUGGGGCCCUGCGCCAAAAGCUGGUUCCUGACCGAGUGGAGCGAGCGGUGCUCAGCGGAGUGCGGGGCUGGAGUGCGGACGCGCUCGGUGGUGUGCAUGACCAACCACGUCAGCAGCCUGCCCCUGGAGGGCUGUGGGAGCAACCGGCCAGCGGAGGCCACCCCGUGUGACAACGGGCCCUGCACGGGCAAGGUGGAGUGGUUUGCAGGGAGCUGGAGUCAGUGUUCCAUCGAGUGUGGGAGUGGGACCCAGCAGAGGGAGGUGAUCUGUGUUAGGAAGAACACGGACGCCUUUGAAGUGCUGGACCCCUAUGAAUGUUCCUUUCUGGAGAAACCCCCCAGCCAGCAACCCUGCCACCUCAAGCCCUGUGGGGCCAAAUGGUUUCACACAGAAUGGAGCAUGUGUUCCAAGAGCUGUCAGGGCGGCUUCCGCGUCCGAGAAGUGCGUUGUCUGGCAGAUGACAUGACCCUAAGUAAUCUCUGUGACCCUCAGUUGAAACCAGAAGAAAAAGAAUCUUGUAACCCUCAGGACUGUGUCCCUGAAGUUGAUGAAAACUGCAAGGACCGGUACUAUAACUGCAACGUGGUGGUCCAGGCCAGGCUGUGCGUCUACAACUACUACAAGACCGCCUGCUGCGCCUCCUGCACGCGCGUGGCCAACAGGCACUCGGGCUUCCCAGGGAGCAGAUAACAUCCCACUCCACAUCUGUGGGCAGGUCAGGGAGUCUGUGAGCAGUGGGACCCGCUGGCUGCUGCCCUGCCGGGGGCUCCCUGGCCUGUGGAGCUGCCAGUCAAGUUAGUCCGCACCCUGCCUUCGUAAAGUGUACACACGGUGCCCAAGAGCAAGGCCACGGUUGUCCUUUGAGCAUCACCAUGAACAGAUGACCCCUCCCCCAGAAGCCUGGCCCCUGCGCUCUCUGCAGACCAAGCGGUGGGGAGUGCCUUCAGCUCUCAGCUGACUCCGUCCUGGCACUUUCUAAGUCAGCAGCCGGGCUCUGUCUGGGCACUGCCUCGUCCCUGGCGCUGCAGGCCUUUCCAGUAUCAGCGCCCCAGGAAGAGUCAGAGGAGGCAGCACCCCCACCCCAGGGCCCCCCUAAGGCUUGCCAAGAUGCCUGCGUAUCUCUGUUACCUCAGCCCGGCUGUGCCUAUUUUCAUGCUCAAAGACCUUAGGCUGUUUUCCUGCCUUAUGACACAAAUAUCUCUUGCCAAUGUAGCGCUUUAUUGUUUGGACGGUAUAGUCAGAGAUGUUAGCUCACUGUGGCUCAUGGUGCCCCAGAAUGAGAGGCAGGGAAUGAAUCAUGGUCCCUGUUUUACUGACAAGAAAACUGAGACUCAGCGUAGGUAACUGACCUGCCAGGUAUGAGGUCACGUGUCCCAACCCCUGUGGUCUGACCACAAAACCCUCACCCUGAGGCCUGGCCGGAAGUCUGAGGUCUGCAAAAUGUGGCUUCCUUUCAGACCUAGAGGCUCAGAAGUUUCCCAUUCAGCAAACAAAGCCCAGACCUUUGAAUUCUCUCCUCUGGCCCUGCACUCACUUGUUUCAGGCAUCUGUUUCUUUUUUCCCUUUCCCCACAAAAUCACAGGUCCAGGUGACAGGACUCUGCAUGGGUUCUUGAACCCCAUCCUUAACAGAACUAGCCCAUGAGAUAAGAAAGCCAUGGGGGUAGCAAGGUGAUUGUCUUAAAUUAUUAUUCUUCUCCCCACUGGGACACACCCAGAGCAGAUUUCCAGAGCACACAGCUCCAUAGCCCCCUGGGCUCUUGCCCCUUCCUCAGCCAUCUCUCAACCAACCAACCUAUCCCAGUAGGAAUCCUAUGUUUAUAUUAGAAAGAGUCUCCCUUGGGUCUUUCUGCUUUGAUUUGUGGGUUUCUCUUUGCAUCCUGCCCACUCCCCCACACACACCUUGCCCCAUGACUCACAACCCAUAUCUCCCCUCCAAGGUAUGGGCACUAAGAUCUUUAAUAAUGCAAUCAGCCUGGGAAAAGGGGCUGUGAACUCCUCCACAAUGGCCACAGCAGAAGGGUCCUUCUUGAUUCACUUCACAUAACUCUGUAGUUCCCAAGGCCUCAGGCUGGAAAGAGAAUGUAGUACAUAUGGAAGAUGAGCCAUCUGAAAAAAAUCAGUGAAGAAAAAGAAGGGGGGAAAUAUAUAUAUAUAUAUAUAUUUGUAUAUUCUUACACCCACUAAGAAAAAGAAUCAGGCUGAACAAAUUGGAAGCAUGAAGAAAAUUUGUCUUAUUUAGUGCUAUGGUCCUGGCCCUAUUUCCUAUUCAAAGCAAGAGUUUGCUUUGAGAUUUAUAGCAACUGAGUUUCUCCCAUGAGCCCUUUAACCCAAAAAUCUGCUAAUUUGAUGAUGAUGUGCUUUUGGAAGCAGUAUUACCAGCUCAGUCUGACACACUCCAUCACGCUCCCAUUACCCUUGGGCUUUCACAAAUUCUAUUUGGCCUUACUAUAAGUGUCUUUCUCUUUCUGGAAAGCCCCAGUCACCAUUUUCCAAAAGCACACCCAUCUCUCCUGAUCCUUAUAUAACUUGCGCAAUAAGCGACAGGGCAGAGGCCCAGAUUCCCGUGCCCACCAAUCAAAAGCAGACCAGAGAGGCCAAGCAUAUGGCUGAUUCCUAGCCAGCACUCACUCUCUCUGUUUCAUCAUUUGCCUUUGCUUCUCGUCCCAGGGGAGGGUAUCCUUUCUGCAGCUGCGCUCUGAUCUUCCUGAACAACCCAGUCCUUUGGAGGAUUCCUUGGAGGAGGGUUUCUUUACAUGCUGGGGGGCAGAGCAAGAUCAAUGGGUGGAAGAGCAGAAAGGCUGAUUUCAGCUUAAAUGAAGGGAAAACCUUCUAGCCAUCCAGGCUGCCCAACACAGCAGAGGUAUGGCUGCCAUAUGAGUGAGUUCACCAGCUUAAAAGGGCUUUCUCCAAUAAGUGGGAGGUGAGCAUCCCAGGUUCUUCCAACUCAGGAUUCUCACGACUGGCCUGGGGCUUUGUCUCUUUGACGUCCAACAGUGUCCCCGGACUCCUAAAUCUUACCAACAGUGCUUUAAAGCAUCAGGGAUGCUCCCAUGAGAAUGGCCAUCCUGCCAGGUGUGAAACUGGGUAGGAGCAAAUGAAUCAACACCAGGUCUUCGGGGAAAGAAGUACUGAAACUAAGCAUCUUUUUUUUUCUCUUGCAACAAAUAGUUGAGCUAGUCUUAGAAUUCAUUUGUCUGGAAAGGGCAUUUGUUACUAGAUUAGGGGGUUUAUCAACCUGUUUUAAAAACUCAGUUUUUACUAAUUUCCUACUUUCUUAUAUCAGCAUCUAAAUGCCUCUGUUUCUAGCACAACACACAUGAUAAUGUCCAGUAACAUUUCCAGUGACAGCGCUCCUUGCUCCUUCCAGAGGUGCCUCUUUCCCAUUUUCUUGGCCCCCUUGUCUUACCCUCUCCUUCCCACGAUCCUCCAUCUCCCAUCUCCUUCUCAGUCUGUUCCCAUAACUGGCCGUGAUGCAGAACUGAAAUUUACAUUUUAAUACUCUUUUUUUUUUUCUGCAAACCAAAUUGCAUCAGUCCCUGCUCUGCAUUUUAAAAUUAGAUGAAUUUAAGUUCUGUGCUUUUCUCACCAAAAAAAAUCAAGAAAGCUCCAAACGGAAAUAGUUUGCUUUUUUUUUUUUUUUUUGUACUAUCACUUAUUGGAAAAGGAAAGCGUGCCCCUUGCAAAGGGCGAAGGCUAUUCAGUGUAGCCCAUCCUUCCCAUUCUCACGUUUCUCCCCCUAGAAAAGGAGCAAUGUAAGAAAUAUGGCACUGAAACAAAAAAGCUUGCAAACCCAGCUACCAGAUAGAGCUGGUUCAGUUCGUGAAGGGCGUGUUCACUGCCUGCUGCUUGCACGCUGGUGGGGAACCCAGGUGAGCACAGCCCGCGUGACGGCAGCGCUCAGAACUGUCCCCGUCUGUCCCUUUGCCUUGCUUCUCUGGCCCACGGCUGUUGGGGUAGUUACCAUUUACUCACCCCCAAAGGGUCUAGCUUUCAUCAUUCCUUCCUUUAAAAAAGAAUGGCUUUCCAGAGGGACGAAAAUGAGGGGCACCGUCUCCAUUUGUUGUCAAGUUGUGUGGCCGAGAGAGAAACCCAGAUGUUACUAAGGCCUUGCUAAACCUGUGGCUGUCUUUUUUCUAAUUUUAACAUCCAUUUUCUAAUAUCAAAGACACACAUGUAAGUGGCAGAAAGAAAUAUGAUUUCCCUCAAAACAGAUUGACUCAUCAAACCAGAGGGAACCUCUGUCCGCCUGGCAGGUGGAGACGAACGCUGCACCCUUGCCGUAUGCUACGUUGUUAGUGUGACUUAGAUGGGAAAUUAGACAACUUCCUAAUGAAAGUGGUGGAUGCCAAGAAGUUGGAGCGGUAACAGGUAAAUGACAAGUUGUAGGGCUAAAAAUGUCUGAGAGACUAAAAUAAAACCUAGAUCUUCAAAAUUCACUGGGAAGCAACAUAAAGUCCCACCUUUGGAUUUCAAAACAAAACAAAACUAUAGAAGUACAAUGUGGGGAGCAGGUAAGAGUUUCAAUUGGCUGAGCUCAAUGCAGGUCAAGAAAGUGGGAUGAAACUACCGCCCCCCCCAAAAAAAUACACAAAAAAAACCCCAAAAUAAACAAAAAGCCACAGAGCAUUCAGGCACAAGGAGAAAACAUUUGGUGAACUCUAUUUGUGAUUGCCAUAAACUUUAAGAAGAAUGCUGAUAACAUAUAACAUUCAGAUGAGCAUGGCUGAUCCUGUGGCGGGAUGCAGACUGUGAGAAGCGGUGCAAGGACUUCAUGAGGAGGUUUAGGCUGGAGGAGAGAUUUGGGGAGCACCAGGAGAGCCAUCCUAGGAGGUGAGCGCUGCAGGGAGGCAGAUUUUAGCUCUUGCAAGAGAACCUCCUUUCUGCACAUGAGCACCUUCUGAAGGUUGAGGGCACCAUGGUAGGUACUGCUGACUGACCCAUUCCUGGAGGUCUCAGCAGAGUCUUAAUGGCCCUCCGUGAUGGAGGCUGAAGGGGGUGGGGGGGAUCCAAGCACCUACCUGGGGUAACAGGACUUUUAAGAUUCCUUCCAGUCUGGACUUUGGUGACUCUGUAAGUAGAACAGCUUUAAGUGAUUCACCUGGUCUGGGAUGGCAAGUACACAGCACAGGUACUUCCUGUUGCUAUGACUACCAUUCUAAACCCAGUGUUGCAUUCCUCCCAAGAGCUGAAUGUGACCUCAGAGAACCACUAGCCAACUGAUCAGAGCUGCCCUAUGUGGUCCUGUUUUGAGAAUGACUAAUCAAACGUCCUGAAGGCUAGUUCCCUGCAUAGGGUCACACACCUUGAUGGAGGCAGUGCCUCGACUAGACAAGUACCCUCUAAAUACCAUCUCUGUCUCAACUCACUUUGCUUUCCUGCAUCUUUGCUGGAGCUACAUCAUUCUCCCCACCCUGCACCACACUCCUGGUUCUUUCUCUUCAGUGGCUGACAGUGGGAGACAACCGUCGUGACGAGGAAAAGUGACCCUGUGGGCUGGGACCCUCCAGAUGGCUUUCUCAGCGUCUUCUAGACGUUGAACCCUUUGCUUCAGUGAAAGGAAAGCCGUUCUGUUACAUAAACUUGAUUUCCACCUGCCUUGACCCCCAGACCCCCACCAGUCAGUUUGACGGAAGGAUAUACUUUGUUAUAACUUAUUAUUUUGUUCUUUGUAAAUACAAGAUGUUUAUAGGAAAUGUGUAUUCUGAACUCGACCCGCGGAAUGAGUCACUACACCAAAAUAGUUCUAUUAUUUAGAAUAUGUUAAUUUUAAAGGGACCUAAUAGGUAUUUAUUUACAUAUUCAAUCCACAUUUAUGUAAAAUUAUUUGAUCCUACUAACCCAGCUUCCCCAGAAAGUUGCUGCACAUGGCAUCUUAUUCUAAGUCCAUGGGUACACUUAAGUAUACUGAUUAGCCAAGUUCCUUGGGUUUUAAGAUCAAAUAGAAAUUACUCUAUUUUUUGACUCAUUCAGGGGCUUUUUACCCCUGGGAUUGUACCUGAAAACAGGUCUGUCUGGAUUGCCACCUUUCCACCUUAAAUAUCAUAUUUGCUCAUAUAAUCUGCCCUCUCCUCACCCUCAGAUAUUUGGAGAAGGAAAUACAGGGGUCUUUUUCAACCCUUCUCUUUGUCUUGCCUCAUUCACCAGAAUCACCAGCAGUAAGUGGCUCAGGGGGCUGACUUGGAGCUGGGAAGGGGGCAGGGUCCCCUGGCAGGGGCAAGGAGGGGUAUACAGGAGCUGAUGCGCUCACUGCUCUGACCACUCCUCCAGGGUCCCCGCUGGUGACUGCGGAGGGGGGCUCCGGGUGGUCAACUCCGCAGCCAGGAGCAUGGAGCCCACAGAAUGCUCCAUCAACCCCAUGUCACCCUUGGGUGUCAAUUAUUGCUUACAGAGGUGGAGGGUAGAAGGUAAAUUAUAUGAGUAAACAAUCUGCUUUCUCUUCAGCAAAAAUGACAACUAUUUUUGUGUAUGACUAAUUUAUUUUUAUUAUUGUAAAAAUACAAUAAACUGGUGUUAAAAAUCA
Molecule: messenger RNA, 9661 nt
Organism: Capra hircus (goat)
Lineage: Eukaryota; Metazoa; Chordata; Mammalia; Artiodactyla; Bovidae
Gene: THSD4
Product: thrombospondin type 1 domain containing 4
Exons: 18
Coding region: 776-3829 (1017 amino acids)
Biological process (GO): extracellular matrix organization
Cellular component (GO): extracellular matrix
Molecular function (GO): metalloendopeptidase activity
Source: RefSeq, a predicted model, not a curated record